AUGGUAGUCUGCGGUGUGCGCGCACCGAUUCAUCUAUUUGCUCUUUUUAUUCUGAAACCGAUCCUCUGAUUAUUGACUGACAACAGAAUACUUUGCUCGUGAACUUGGCUGAAAUGAGUUGAGGAGCUUCGCGUAGUGUUUCUCUGCCAACUUCUGUUGGCCCUGCUAAACAUUUUUUUUGGGGUGCUGUCAUUGACUCACAUAGUCAUGUGAGUUGCAGAGGGGCGAACUGAGGGGGUGGGGGGGGGGGGUACUGUAUUUUUGUCACAUUUUCCUACGGAGCGGAGGUCCGGACCACUGAAUGAGAGUUCAAACGUUUUGGGCCACGUCACUGUGAGACAUUUGACCUCCACUCCGCCUGCCCACAGCGUGACUUCCUCCCGUGACGAGGCGGCGCCGGUGGCAAACGGAUGUUGGCGGCACUGCGUCAGGAUCAAUCGCGCCGCCAGCAUCGAGCGGCGCGGCCCGAGGGGCUCGCUCUGCAAAUUGCUCACAAGGCCUUUUGAGGCGGUCGUGUCACAGAGGCCGUGAUGUCGGACGACAGAAAAAUGACCGCAGUCCUGUGAUGUCACAAAGCGGGAAUCGUCCUCCCACCCCGCCGCCUUGGCCGUUUGUUUGUCGGUAUCGUAUCGGGGCGAUUUUCGGGAGCAACAUGCCGUUUCUCUUCCUGGGUUUUGCUCUGGGAGCCGUGGCCACCAAAACGCUGAGGACCGUCGUGGGCGGCCAGCCGCCGUCACCCGCCGUUCGCGCGGGAAGCGUCGACAUGUGGGACGACGAGCCCCUGGCGGGGGCGGCCGACCAAAAGAGAAGCCCGCUGAAGAAGAUCUGCCGCUUCGCCAACUACUGCAACAACUGCUGGAUGAACUCCACGCUGCAAGCCACGCUGAACCUCAACGUGGUCCGGCGGAAGCUGCCCGAGCGCAUCCAGCAGUUCGUGACUUUACUCUCGGAGAUGCCGGCGUUCGCCUGCCUCUACCUGAGCGCCCUGGAGAACCCGGGCGUGUGCUUCACGGCGGCGGAGCUUUGCGUGGCGCUGGCCGAGCUCUGCGACCGCGUCCCGGCGCUCAUCCUGUACGAGAACAACGACUCUGUGGACCUGCUGGUGCCGCUCUUGUCGUGGUUCGACCGCUGCGGCAUCCGCACCGGCAUCAAGGUGCGCGACGUCAACCGCUGCCCGCGCUGCCACGUCACCACCUCGUCCGUCUCCAACUUGGGCAACGUCGUCACCUUGCCCAAGCCGCUCAACGGCGAGACGCUGGGCUCGUUGAUUAAGCGCGCCACGGGCGGGCGGCGGGGCCGCUGCAAGGCGUGCGGCCACAAAACGGUCCACAAGCAGUUCUGGACCCAUCCGGACAUUUUGACCUUCUUCGUCAACCGCAUCGCCGGCGACGGCUUGGUCAGCCACGACCGCGUCUACUCGCCCGAGCGGCUGGAGAUGGACGUGGACGAGAACACCAAGCAGACGUACCGCCUCUCCUCCGUCAUCUGCCACGCCGGCGUGGACCGUCAUAGCGGACACUUUUGGUCCUACUUGUUUUCGGGCGACGUUACCAUCGAGGCUAACGAUACUUACCUGUCCUUUACCGACCAGGGUCCGCCCGAUAAGGUCUACAACAACGGCACCACCUACCUCUACGAAGUUUAGCGGUGGGAUCGAGUCCACGACGGCGUCACGCAUCGCGACGACAAGGCGCCGCCAUAUGACGACGAGUACGUAUGAAAUGGCGCCACCUCGGGCUGGCUUCGGUCAGCGCCGCGCUUUCAUCUGGAGGCAAAAGCAAAACUUCUGCGGUGGUACCGAAAGUGUCCGGGCCCCCACGCGCCAACGGGCGGCGGGCCGAAGAACCUUUCUGCUUUCGAGUCAGAGGCUCGAUGGCGGCUGUAAUUCUCAGACGGGGUUUU
Molecule: messenger RNA, 1902 nt
Organism: Hippocampus comes (tiger tail seahorse)
Lineage: Eukaryota; Metazoa; Chordata; Actinopteri; Syngnathiformes; Syngnathidae
Exons: 2
Coding region: 566-1645 (359 amino acids)
Biological process (GO): protein deubiquitination
Cellular component (GO): cytosol; nucleus
Molecular function (GO): cysteine-type deubiquitinase activity
Source: RefSeq, a predicted model, not a curated record